This is a messenger RNA of Punctularia strigosozonata HHB-11173 SS5, 3504 nucleotides long. RefSeq lists its product as uncharacterized. Bases 41 to 3421 code for a protein of 1126 amino acids. The record is from RefSeq and is a predicted model, not a curated record. The transcript has 9 exons. NCBI's taxonomy places the organism in Eukaryota, Fungi, Basidiomycota, Agaricomycetes, Corticiales, Punctulariaceae.
CAGCUCAUACGGGCCCCCUGCUCGGUCUCUACGCCAAUUCAUGAGCUCAAAGCCAUCGACUGCGGAUAUUCAUGCAAAAAACAAGCGGCUAUUCGAGCGCCUGAAGGCGGGAUGCUCGGGCAGUGACCUCGCCGCGUUCGCCAAGUCUCUCCACACGCUGAAGGAUUUCUUCCGGCAAGAAAGGGCGUACUAUGCCGACGCGCGACCCGUGAUCAUCAACAUCCUCCUCACCGCGCACGACAAUCUCGUCAAGCUUCUGGCGGGGCCGGUGCCCGACGAACCAGCCCUCAAAGUAUGCAUCGACCGAUACUUGGAAUUGCUCAGCGUCGUACACGGCUGGCAGUCGAAAUUCUUAGAGCUCGAACUCCAAAAGAACCUGCAGCGACUUUACGACGCUAGACCGCGGCACAGCCAAGCAGCCCUGGGCCCGUCCCCCGCCGUCCCAUCAGCUUCUUCAGCCUCGCCACAACCGCCAGCCGUUGUCCCUACUUUGCCACCGCAAACCACCACGGUCCAGCCAAGCCAAGCGCCUUCGAUUCCGCCGACCCAAGCGUUCCCGCCCACGCUCCCGCUCUCCAACCCGCCACCCGUCGCCGCCUCUCCAGCGCCCGCCGACUUGUCUCGCGCGUCUUCCGGUUCCGUGUCCUCCCCGAGUUCGGGAAAGCUCACAAUAAAGAUUCCCCCCAUCUCCCACCGGCGGCGGUCCCAAAGCGGGUCCGGGGAUAGUCGGGAUGUCGAUCCAGAGGUCUCUCCAAUACAGACCGCACCUGUCGGCGCGAGUCAGAACAAGGCCCACCAGGCGUCCGCCGUCAACGCAGCUCCUCCAGCGCAACAAUUUGCUCCUGUUCCAGGUGUAUCCGUUUCUGCGUCCAGAUCAGGCUCUGCCGCGCCGUUGACAUCGUCGGGCAUAUCUUCCGCUGCUCUUGCGAGCAAAACGCCGGUCCCGGCGCCAUCGACCGCUCCGGCGCAACGACCCGCGACAGGAUCUGCCCUUACCGGUGCGCGAUCGUCCGCGAUUCCUGCUUCCGAUCUCGUUCUCGGCUCUGCGUUGGAUAGCGGGCUCGUAGCAUCCGCUGCACGUCCGAAAGCACCAUCUAGCGCGGUGCAGAUUCCCUUGGCAGUUGUCGCCUCUGGUUCCCCGACGGGGGCGGCGGCACCCGCACCUUCUGGCCUAGCCGGCGCUGUGGUGCGGAUCCCUUCGACUGCGACCGCCGUCUCUAAGGAUAUAUCGCAAGCUACUCGUUCAGCGGCACCCGUUGCACAUUCCAUGUCAGUCCCACCUUCGGCUUCAUCGACUACGGCGCCGUAUCGCCCCUCAGCAGGAUCUCCCGCCGCCGCCACCCCAGCGAGGUCGUCGGCUCCCCCUUCCGCUCCAGCCCGUUCUCCUGAUUUUUUGAGGUCCGGCGCGGCGGGUCCGUCAUUCGCAGCUCCACCCACGACAACCUCGCUGGACUCCCUCGCCGCUGAAUCUGCGCGCGGUCCUCCCGCGUGUCCCAUCGCCGUCGCCGCUGCCUCGGCCACCAUCCCGUCCCCGAUAUCUUCAGGCCCGGCAAUCCAAAACCCUCCGACUCCCGCCCACCCGUCAUCGAUCCCACCUCGCGCUUCUUCCGACCUUCAAGCAACAGAUAAGCGUCCCGCGCGCGCAAGCGAAUCUCCCGCGAUGCCGGGUGCGGUACCCCGGGCGCUCAAGCCUCCCGCGAGCGCAAGGAAGCCCCCGGCGAAGACGCUCAGCAUCCGAGAUCUAUUCGCUAUCGAUCGUGCCAGCUACAAUCAGCGCAAAGCUCCCAAUCAGGCGAACGCGGUAGCAUCCUCGUCCGCAUCGGCAGCAAGCCCGACUCCCGACCCGCAGGAAGCACCUAAUUCCGUCGGCAGUGUUGUGUCUCCCAGCCCAUUCUCGACGCGGGUCCCAGAUACCCCGAAAGCAGCGUCGAUGUCGCCGGCUUCUCAUAAUUCAGCGGAUGCGUCGCCGGCUCCUCUUACUUUAGCGGAUGUGGCGCAGGUUCAUCACGCUUCCGCGGGUGCGCCGCCGGCUUCCCGGGCUUCAGCGGAUGUGUCGCCCGCACCGACGGGCGCGAAUGAACCUCUGGUCGUGGCGAACGAGGAGGGCGACAGGGAGGCACGUGCGUCGCAGCCACCUGGUUCUGGUAUUGUUGUGUCUGUGGCGGAAAACACUCGACCACAGAGUGCUCCUUCCGCGGACGCCACAGAGGCGAACUUCGACAUGGACUUGGAUGCACCGGAAGACGGUAUGGGGUUCGGGCAAGAAGCAAGAGAUAUCAAGCCGGAGGUGGCGGCGCUCCAACAGAAAACAAGUCCUGGACAGGAAGCGCGGGAAGCGCAGUUGAAGAGGGCGACGCCACAGAAGAGACGAAGUCCUGCGCUAUCCACCGCAACCCCUAAUGGAACGCCUCAGCCGGCAUCGACGAUUCUACCUACCAACAGCACCCAAUCCCCAGAGCCGACAACGCCUGCGUCCUCCGCGUCUUCUGCCUCGUUCGCACGCCUGCAGGCCGAUUCGAAGGUCAGACGAGCCAGCCGCAGCCUACAGGAAGCGUCCAACGGCCACCUCAGUGACCUCGACUCCCCUAGUGAGCCUUCCUCCGCGGGCAUGAAACGGAAGCCUUCUCCGCUCUCCGAAGACACCAACAAGGUCAUCAAACCAGCGCGGACUGCUCCUGUUGACGAUGGGCCUUCGGACGAUCGUGGUCAUUCUUCUACGUCACCCCCUACCUCGAAAGGGUCAACGAUGGACUCCCCGGCUGCUGCGGCUCAACGCUGGGAAUCGAUCUUGAGGUCGUCGUGGCGUGUGCCGCGUCUUGCUCCCGCUAACGGCUCUAGGCCUACCCCCGCAGACAUCUUUGGUCCCGACCGGCAGCUUGUAGCGUGCAUGAAGACGUGCAAGGGUGGCCAGGUCGUGUCCUCCCAGUUCACGAUCACGCCGGACGUGAUGGCCGGCAUCACCAACUGGGUAUCGCGUCACAAGCAUAGAGAUGUUAGUGGUUCGAGGUGUCUCUCGCUGACGUGCCACACUGUCGCCGCCAGUAUGGCUGCCAUGCGAACUGACGCUGACAAGGAUCCCCUUGGUCACGUCAUCUGCGAGUGGCCGACGACGGGUAAGGCCUGGGCCUCGUUGAGAAACGACAAGCAGCCCGUCACAUUUUCGCUCUGCCCGCCCUACAUAGUGACAAAUGACGCGGACAACACGGUCGAGUAUUCGAACCUAGUCAGCUUGGGCAAAAAUCGGCUGGAGAUCACGUAUAGUCAGCUGCAUUGCGGCUUGCUGUUUGCGCUGUGGCUGCACAUGCCCACAGCGGCGCAGAUCAGCGAGCACGAAGACUAUCACCGGAGGCGAGACAGGCUGGACGAGGGCAUGACCGAACUCAGGAAGCCGUUCGUCAUUUCCUGGCCCGAUGACAUCUGAUUCAUCAACAUUUUGUCUUAAUCUUCCAUGCUCGCUCCUCGGGCCUCGGGCUACCCCAUCGUUCUAUCAUUAGUGAAUCCUGC